AUGACUCAUCUUCGAAUGGUUACCUUUGCAUUAGUUCUUUUGAUUAUUGUACACUUUGCUGUAGCUCGAACAAGAGAUUUAGGUGCAAUUUCUACUCAUCAGAAAAGAUUUCUUGGUUGUGCUGUAUUUGGCAAAAGGUGCUUAGGCCUAUUCGGUAAAUCGUGUUGUGGGGAUUUAGUUUGUAAUACUACAUCGGGAAAAUGCGUACGCAAAGGUUCAUCAACUUCGUGGCUACACGAUCGAAAUGGAAGAUAA
Messenger RNA from Rotaria socialis, 255 nucleotides. NCBI's taxonomy places the organism in Eukaryota, Metazoa, Rotifera, Eurotatoria, Philodinida, Philodinidae. The record is from the annotation of a GenBank genome assembly.